Molecule: messenger RNA, 4142 nt
Organism: Anoplopoma fimbria (sablefish)
Lineage: Eukaryota; Metazoa; Chordata; Actinopteri; Perciformes; Anoplopomatidae
Gene: cpne1
Product: copine I
Exons: 2
Coding region: 139-2853 (904 amino acids)
Biological process (GO): regulation of canonical NF-kappaB signal transduction; cellular response to calcium ion; positive regulation of tumor necrosis factor-mediated signaling pathway
Cellular component (GO): ribonucleoprotein complex; plasma membrane; nucleoplasm
Molecular function (GO): calcium-dependent phospholipid binding; RNA binding
Source: RefSeq, a predicted model, not a curated record
GUGUUUGCUCCGACAUUUCGUGCAUCAGCGGCCACCACGGAGAGAGAGAGAGAGAAAGAGAGGAGCGUUCAUGAGUUAAAACCUCAGUGUGUUUGUUGACAAAUUUCUCGGUUGUAGGGCUGUUGUUUAGCAGUCAGUAUGGCGGUAGUCAUCAGGCUACAGGGCCUGCCCAUAGUGGCCGGCACCAUGGACAUCAGACACUUCUUCUCUGGCCUAACCAUCCCUGACGGGGGAGUGCACAUCGUGGGGGGUGAACAUGGCGAAGCCUUCAUUGUCUUCGCCACCGACGAAGACGCUAGGCUGGGGAUGAUGCGUACAGGCGGGUCCAUCAAGAACUCCAAAGUGUCGCUGUUGCUUAGCAGCAAGACAGAGAUGCAGAACAUGAUUGAACUCAGCCGCCGCAGGUUUGAGGCUGGGGCGGGCUCUGUGGAGACCGCCACACCUUCAGCAGGAAACGCUAAUCGACAAGCAGGCACUGCCCCCAUACCCACAGUGCAUCAAGGGGCAGGAGGUAGAAGCAGUAGCCAUGGAAACCAAGGUUUCGGUAAUACCCAAGUCUCAGUGACGGCGGCAAGCUCUUCUCAGGAGCAACCGAGCAACAAGGCAGUAGUCAGUGUGGUGCCCAGCUUCCCCAACAGUUACAGCUCCGCCCCCACAAUCACCACAGCUCUUGCAUCGCUCAAUGCAGGCCCCCCACCCAUCCCUCCACUUCCCAGCAUGCCUUCCAUGCCCCCCAUGCCCUCAAUGCCCAAUAUUCCAGUUCCUCCUCCAGUGACCUCCAUUCCGCCCUUACCUACUGUCUCCCCCAUGUCCCAAGGACCUCCAAUGCCUCCUAUGUCCCACCUCUCCCACAUGUCCUCCAUGCCUCCCUUCAACCCCUCCCUACCUCCCCCAGGAGGAAUGGGUUCAGGCCUCCCUCUUGGAACCCCCAACCCCAUGCUGUUUAACCCUCUCUCCCCUCUCGCCUCGCUGGGCCUCCAGGCUCAUAUGAAGGCUGCUGCUGCUGCUGCAGCGGCCGGAGCUGGAGUGGCCCAUCCCGAUGAGUUGUUUGUCCUCCUGCAGAACCUCCCGUUCUCCUGCUCAGAGAUGGAGGUCAGGGAGUUUUUUCGGGGUCUGGGGGUGGAAGGGGCUCGCCUGCUGAGGGACGGGCAGGGACGGCCAACUGGCAGGGCUAUGGUCAAGUUCUUCUCACCCCAGGACAGCUUUGAAGCUGUGAAGAGGGGAGGUGGCAUGAUGGGCCAAAGGUUCAUUGAAAUCACCCCAGGCUCUGAGCGGCAAUGGGCCAGCCUCAAUGACGGCAUGAUAAUCCAUGCUCCUCACAAUAUCGGCAAGUCAAAUAACAGCAACGAGUCACAGGAACAGCAUCAUCGCCGUGGUAAUGUCAUGGCAGGAGGCAGGGAACAGCGAGGAAGGUCACGAUCUCCGCACCGGCAAGAAUUCUGUGUCUACUUGAAGGGCCUGCCCUACGAGGCGGACAAGAAACAGAUAAAAGAGUUUUUUACUAAUUUGUCCAUCAUGGAGGACAGCGUCUACAUUGCUUAUGGGCCCAACGGGCGAGCCACAGGAGAGGGCUUCCUUGAGUUCAGAGCAGAACAGGACUACAAGACUGCUCUGGGUGCUCACAUGCAGUAUAUGGGCACCCGCUUCAUCCAGGUCCACCCAAUCAGCCGUAAGGGAAUGCUUGAAAAAAUAGACACCAUUCGCAAACGUGAAGCAUCACAGGGUGACGGCAAGAACCAGGAUGGCUUGAAAGUUCCCAGGAACUGCGCCCACAUCACCAACAUCCCUUACAAUGUCUCCAAGAAGGAUGUCCGUGCCUUCCUGGAGGGUGUGGGGCUUUACGAGGACACCCUUAAAGUUCUGACUGAUAGCCAUGGCAACGGUUUAGGGCAAGCUAUCUUUCAGCUGCGGACCGAGGAAGACGCCCGCAAGGCCGAGAGACUGCACCGCCAAAAACUCAAUGGCCGUGAUGCCUUUGUCCACCUGGUGACCUUUGAUCAGAUGAAGGAAAUUGAAAGGAAUCCUCCUCCUCAGAACAAGAGGGGCCAACGCAACCAGAACCAGCAGAACCAAAAUCAGAACCAGCACCAGCAAGCCCAGCCCAGUCCCCAGCAACCCCAGAUCAACCCAUUUGCUGGGAUUAGUGGGGAGGAGUUUAACUUUCUCAGAAACACCAUGGGGAACCUCAAUAAUGCCCCCUUUGUGACUCCAUUCUCAGCCCCAGGGAAUGGUCUAGCAGGCCCUCCUCCUCUCCCUCCUCUGGGAGCAGGGCUGGGGGAGGUUAACCUUGGCGUGGCUCCCCCAUUAGUUGCAGGUCUUCCUGGAGCUCCAAUCAUGGAGCCCCCGGGCUUUCGACCUGGAGCAGCAGGAGGAGCUCCGUUCAGCCAGGAUGGGCUGAGAGGGUUGGUGCCGUUUGACAAUGCAAACAGAAAAGGAGGUGGAGGAGGACAGCCCAGAGGGGGAGGGGCUAACAACAACCAAGGGCGGCCAGGGGGAGGAGCUACUGGUGGUCAGCAGGUGUUCACUCCAGGAACUGAAGGUCUCCGUAACCAGCCAGCCCCUGGAGGAUCCCAACAGUCCCAACACAAUCCCAACAGUCAGCGUGGUGCUCCUGGCCCAACAAUCGUAAAGCUUCAGAACAUGCCGUUCACUGUGACCGUGGACGAGAUCAUGGACUUCUUCUAUGGCUACCAGGUGCUGCAAGGCUCAGUCUGCCUGCAGUUCAGUGAGAAAGGCCUGCCAACUGGCGAGGCCAUGGUGGCCUUCCAGAACCACGAGGAGGCCACUGCCGCUGUUAUGGACCUCAAUGACCGACCUAUUGGAGCACGUAAGGUCAAGAUAAGCCUGGGUUAAAGCCCUGCCUAAAACAGACUCAGUAAACAACAUGUUACACCUACCUGGAUCAACCAUACAGGUGAAACAAAGCCAACUAAAUCCAAGCAAGAUUCUGGAGUCAAACACAACUACAGCUCAGUUUAGACCUGGUCCUGCCGCUGGAUCACUGAAGCCCCUCCCCCUAUGUGUAGAUAAUGACAGGUAAGCCCCCCCUCUCCUGCGAGUUGUCCAGUAGAAAGACUCUGAUCAAGACUUUGCUCUUUUCUGCAGCUCGUCCACUGACUCUUGUAGCACAAACCUUUGAUGUUGAUGUUGGCAGGAUUUUGGUCCUUUCUUACCCUGUUUCCAAUGCAGUCAUGUCCAGAGUUGACACACUGAAUAUAUUCACCUGUUUUGUUGUUAUGGUAAGGUAUCAUGAUCAUAAAGAGGGUGACAAACAUUGUUGCUGUAUGCGCUUAAAUAUGCUGUGCCGCUGUGGUUUAAAAUGUAAAUGCUCUGUUGCUAUGGUAAUAUCUUAACAUGUUUGUUGCUGUCCUAAAAUGAUGAUGCAAAGCCACAGUAUGUUGCUGUCCUAGAAUGUUUAUUCUCUGUUGAUAUGGUUAAAUCUUAACAUGCUCUGUUGCUAUCUGAAAUGAUGAUUUAAAAAGCCACAGCGUGUUGCUAUGAUAAAAUGUUUAUGCUCUUUUGCCAUGGCGAAUUUGUUGCCAUGGUAAUAUCUUCAUCUAUGCUCUGUUGCUACGUUAAAUUCUUCACAUGCUCUGUUGCUAUGGUAAACCAUGCUGUAGAUGAAACGACCACAGUGUGUGGUUCUCUGUUGCUAUGAUAAGGUCUUCACAUUCUCUGUUGCUAUGGUAAAAUGAUGAUAAAACGCUAUGUUGCCAUGAUCAAAUGUUUCUGCUCUGUUGCUACGGUCAAUUCUGAGUUGCGACACUGCUCUGUUGCUUUCUAGAGGGAUUUGGGACAGAUUGCUGACAGAUGUUUUAUUUUGUAUAUAAGUACUUUUUGUCGCUGAAUCUUUUUCUUCUGUCCCAUUUUUUUCUAAUGUUGCUGUGUUUGAACAAUGCCACCUUCUUACCUUCCCUUUCUGCAGCACAUGCUCAAUACUGUGUGUGUUUGGACUUUUGAGUGCUGAGAUGAAAUCUGUAGAGAUUUUUUAGUUCGGUAGCUUUUUUGUUGUUUGUAUGUUUUGGAUGUUUCCACCUUUAAAGCAAAUUUUUUUGUUUCUAUUGUCAGUGUGAACAAACUUGUAUGAUCGUAUUACCAUACAUGAUGUGGAGUCUCCUUUGCUUUGGCUAAUAAAAGGACGU